AAAUGGCAACACUGGCGGCGCGUGCAAGCGGACUUUGUAAAACUUGCGUCCGCAUGGUAUUUUCGAUUUUUGUUAAAUAGGAAUAAACAUUCAGUGUAAAAGUGAACAAAAACUGGAAAAAUGCUAUUACUUUUUGAAACCCCUGCGGGGUACGCCAUAUUUAAGGUGUUGAACGAAAACAAACUUGCCGAAGUUGAUGACCUGUACCAUGAGUUCGAAACGCCCGAAGCUGCAGGCAAAAUAGUCAAAUUAAAACACUUUGAGAAGUUUGCUGACACUACCGAAGCCUUAGCAGCAACAACCGCCGCAGUCGAGGGAAAACUCAGUAAAUCCCUGAAGAAGCUUUUAAAAAAGCACUGCUCCGAAGUCCAUGAGCAACUUGCCGUUGCAGAUGCGAAACUAGGAAACGCUAUAAAAGACAAAUUGAGUCUAUCAUGCAUCAGCAACACGUCAAUCCAAGAACUGAUGCGAUGCAUCAGAAGCCAAAUGGACAGUCUCUUGGCUGGUUUCCCCAAGAAGGAAAUGACUGCCAUGGCUCUUGGUUUGGCACACAGUCUCUCCAGGUAUAAACUCAAGUUCUCCCCUGACAAAAUCGACACCAUGAUCAUCCAGGCAGUAUGUCUUCUCGACGACCUGGACAAGGAAUUGAACAACUACGUAAUGCGUUGCCGAGAAUGGUAUGGAUGGCACUUCCCCGAGUUGGGAAAGCUUAUCUCCGACAAUAUCUCCUUCGUUAAAACUGUCAAGAUCAUCGGCACAAGGGAAAACACAUCUUCCUGCGAUUUAUCUGACAUUUUGCCGGAAGAAGUUGAGGAAAAAGUGAAGGAAGCUGCGGAGAUUUCAAUGGGAACUGAAAUCUCCAACGAUGAUAUCAUCAACAUCCAACACUUGUGCGAUCAAGUGAUCGAGAUCUCACAAUACAGGACGCAAUUGUACGAUUAUUUGAAUGCAAGGAUGACGGCUAUGGCUCCAAAUCUGACUGUUCUCGUUGGAGAAUUAGUUGGAGCAAGAUUGAUUUCCCACGCAGGGUCACUGAUCAAUCUUGCGAAGCAUCCAGCUUCGACUGUUCAAAUUCUUGGAGCAGAAAAGGCACUUUUCAGAGCCUUGAAGACAAAGAGAGACACUCCAAAGUAUGGUUUGAUUUAUCACGCAGCACUGGUGGGCCAGUGUUCGACGAAAAAUAAGGGAAAGAUGUCCAGGAUGUUGGCGGCUAAGUCCUCCCUCGCGAUUAGGGUUGAUGCUUUGGGUGAAGAUGUUAGCUUCGAAUUUGGAGCGGAGCACAAAGCAAAGCUCGAAGCUAAAUUGAGGAUUAUGGAGGAGGGAAAUUUGAGGAGGAUUAGUGGAACUGCAAAGGCUAAAGCGAAGUUUGAGAAGUAUCACACCAAGAGUGAGGUGCUUCAGUAUCCGGCGGCUACUGAUUCUACAAUGCCGGUUAAGAGAAGACACUCGGAGAUGGAAGAUCAGAAAAUGUUGAUUGAGGAGAUGAAGAGCGAAGAUGUUCCGAAGAAGAAGAAAAAGAGGGAGACUGAGGAGGGUGGGGCUGAGCAGGUGGAAGAGGCAGAACAGGAGGGAGUCACGCCUAAGAAAAAGAAGAAGAAGGUUAAGCAAGAACCUGCAGAAGAAUCUGAAGUCUCAGUCAAGGUGGAGGAAGAACCAGAAUGCUCAGAGCCCAAAAAGAAGAAAAAGAAGAAGAAGGUGAAAGAGGAACCAGAGGAAUCAGCAAUUCCAGACGAAUAUAUGCAAACAAUGGAGUCGAGCACAACCGAAAAGAAAAAGAAGAAGAAAAAGAAAUCCCAGUCACAUGAAGAUCCCGAUACAUAAAUAGCACCUAGUUUCUAUUUAAAUAAUUCUAUUUUCAACUGCAGCGAAUCGUGAAAGAAUUAACAUUCUUUGUAAAUCACACGUUAUUCGUGAACACCUGUAUAAAUAGCAACACAUUAAUUAUGAUUAAGAAUAUGUUAGCUGAAUGUUGAAUGUAUACUUUAGCUUGAAAAAUCGUAUAAUGAAAAAAUGGCACGAUUUUUCUCUCAAUUUUUUUCUUAUAUUGGUGAUUUUAUGAACAUUAGAAAGAAAAAAAUUCUUUUGCAUCAGUUUCAGUUAAAAUGUUAUUCUUGCUUAAAAUUCCCGAAGUUCUGCUACUUCGUGCCUAAAUAUAUUUUUGUAACUGAUGUUUGCAAUUCAUUGUUAAAAUAUCAAAAUAAUUUUUAUAUUCUAAUACUUGUAACUGUGUUUUUUUUUUUUUUGUAAAAUAUAGACAAGUACUUUGUUAUAAACAAAAUAUGUAAAGAAAAAUAAAAACUGAAGAUUUAUUUAAAGUCUGUGGAAAUCACCUUUUUAGUGACUGAAAUAUUUUUUUUAGAUACUGCAGAAGUACAUUUUUUAUACGAUUUAUUUACACUGCUAUACAAAAAGGUGUCAAAUCACGUAAUUUGUAUUAUAAAUAAAAAAAAAAUCGCUUUCAAAAAUAUACGUUGGGAAUGAGAACAGAGAAAAAUAAAAGAGCAAGAUUUCUUUCUUAGAUUUAUUGUUUGCGAAGAGAAAAUAUGCUUCGAUAUAUCUGUAUAAAUCAAAUACAUAAAAAAUAUAUACUACUAGGAUUGCAUC
Belonocnema kinseyi is the source of this 2604-nucleotide messenger RNA. It is a transcript of the gene nop5, whose product is annotated as nucleolar protein 58. Gene Ontology annotation, cellular component: small-subunit processome; box C/D methylation guide snoRNP complex. Bases 121 to 1821 code for a protein of 566 amino acids. The transcript is spliced from 4 exons. Gene Ontology annotation, molecular function: snoRNA binding. The record is from RefSeq and is a predicted model, not a curated record. Lineage: Eukaryota; Metazoa; Arthropoda; Insecta; Hymenoptera; Cynipidae.